UCAGUAGUUGAUCAGCGGCAGCAGUGGUACGGACACGGGUAUACGCGAAUCGCGAAACUCGCGCGACGUGUGCGUCACGGCGACCUGGAACGUGGUUUCACGGCGACGAGGAAACGCCGGGAAACGAAGGCGAAGGCGCGACGCGGGUGCCGCGCGACACAGACGGAGCGGAGAGGUGCCCGCGGGUGAAAAGGGAAUUAAGAGAAUCCACGGUGGCCUCGCGAGGGUCGGCGGCGCAAAGCGGCGCAAAGUGAUCCCGUCCCGACGCGCCGCCCCCGGCGCGCGGAGGGCAGCAGCAGGGGGGAAGGCGCGAUUCUCCGUCCUCCGUCCCGCAUACGACGCCAUCUUCGCAUUGUGCGGUCGCGCCGUCGCGGACGCCCCGCGGUCAGGUUGACGGCACUGGGCGAUUGAUCUCGCGCAAUACGGACAUACAUACGCGCGACACGCUUCCUCGCCGUAUACGUGCGUGCGUGACACCCGCGCGCGCGCGGGUGCGUGUUUUUUAUCCGCGAGAGAAUUAUAUACGGCGCAUCUCUCUCACGUUGGGCGCCGCGGAGGUCCCGAGGGACGAACGAGUGGACGGACGGACACGGGCGGACGGCCCCCACUCCCCUCACCUUGGCCACGCAUUCGCGAAUGUAAACAGAAUUCUCCGCCGCGCCGGAUAUCAUCAUGCGCGACACGGGCCGGAUCGGAGCUCGUCGCGCCCGAGUCGCGCCAAGCCGGAGCUAAGUUGAGCGCCGAGCGAAGUGAAGUUAGCCGCGCCGUCGUAGCCGUCGCGCGCGUGUCGGUGUGCGCGUUCCUCGACCCGGGUCGCGCCGCCAUCGGAGAGUGUGUGCGUGUGCGGGAUUACCGUGAAGUGGGAACGGCAGCUACGACCGCCGUCGCUCCGGGCUCGCCCCGUUGCGUGUACUCGGCAUCUCUCUCUCUCUUCUCCCUCCUUCCCGUCUUCCUUCUCCCGACUCUCUCGCUCCUCCGCUCCUUGUUUCUCUUUUAAACUCUCUCCCUCCUUCUCGCGGUCGCCUAGGAUAUUCCCGAUACCUGAGACGGGUUCGCGUGCGCGAACCGCGUACGGUUCUACGUUGGCUCCGUUGCAAUGAGAGAUCUCGGCAGGAAACUCGCGGACGAAGCUGCAUCCAGGUGACGGAAGUGCAAGAUGCCUUCAAUCGAUACGCGAUCGAUAAGAGUGCCUGGAGAAAUGGAUCGGUGUCCAUUGCGCAGACCAGACGCUACAUCGAGACAUGCUGAAUGCCGAUUCACGCUGGAUGUGUCCAGCACAUUGGAAUCGUCCCCCGUCGUUUGCGACAAUUUUCGAACAUGCUGCGACGUAUCCAACACCGCCAAUGCCGUCCCGUUCAAAAAGGAUACCGUCACGACGCUGGAAAACGAGCCCAAUAGUGCGGCUCGCUUGCAACAAAACACUUCAUUAUCUCACAAUGUCCGUUCAACUGACCUAUGCUCGUCGCAAAAAGAAUCAUUUGAUCGUCCCAUCGCUGUUUGUGAUCAUGGACGUGAUACAAGUGUAAUAGACCACCGAAAUCGCCAUGGUUCUACGCGAAGGAGCGACGCGAUGAGAUACUCUCACGCGGCGGAUGCAUUCUCGAUAAUGAGAUACGGUUUCAAUCAAACGUUAGGAUUAAUGAUCAUCGAUUGGAUAACGAACUCUUCCUGGAGGAGAUUGCGAACCUGCUUUCCUCUCUUAAUCUGCUUUUUACUUUGUGUGACGCAGUCUACCGCCCACACUUGUUCAGUUGGAUUAAGUACACCGGGAUGGACCUGGCCACAAGGUGAUAUCGUUAUCGAACAUGGUAAACCACUCAAAAUGUUCUGUCUAUUAAAUCAGACGAUCGUGGAUAUUGACUAUCGUGGUAAAAGUGCGGAAGAUCUUCGAUUCUUUCGUAAUGAUCAGGAACUGGAAUCGGAAUUCGUCACAGUAAUUAAUGAAACAACGAUAGAGCUGUUCAUCAAAUCGCCACCAGCCUCCGAUGACAUGUAUAAUUGCAAGUUGAAAAUAAACAACAGCGACUAUAUAGCAGUUUGUCUCAAUAAGGUUGUAGUUGGAUUUCCACCACGUAAGCCUAAACACUUCGACUGUGUCUCCUAUAAUUGGGAAAGCUUCAAUUGUACAUGGGAGCCGGAACAUAAUUUUGUCCAUACAACAUACGAUUUAAUGUUCCAAUUACCUGGAAGAACAGGAGCGAUGUAUUAUUGUCCGCUCGCGACGACAGCAGAGAAUUCAUGCAUGUGGGAUAUAUAUUCCGAUCCAAUAUACAGGCAGCCGUAUCCAUUUUAUAUUUUCAUACUGAAAGUGUCUAAUGCUUUUGGGACCGAGAACUUUACAUAUCGUGUCCAACAUUAUCCUAACGUUAUUCCGGCCAAACCGUACAACCUCACCUUAAUAAACAAAACAUCAGAAAGCGCACUUUUAUAUUGGGAGCUCCCCUUUCCGAUGGCGACAUUUCCAGUUGGUGUACAUCACAAAAUUAUGUAUCAACAUCAAUGGGAUCAUGAAAGAAAUUGGAAGGUCGUCAAUAUUACACAUCCUAAGAAUAGGGAGCAAUGGCUUUUUAAUCUUACCGGAUUGGAGUACGCUAAUACAGUGUAUGAUGUUCGCAUUUAUUUAAAAAGCUCGACAGCUGUAAGAACAGAUCGAUGGAGUGAUUUCAGUGUUGUUGCAUUCAGAACAUCACCAAAAUUGCCUGGCGCUGCACCGCGAACUGACAUUGGUAGUUUCGAAAUUGCUGAAUAUAAUGGAAGCAGGGACGUAUACUUGUAUUGGCAAGCGAUACCGCAGAAUCAAGAGAACGGCGAUAAUUUCAAGUAUCAAAUCAUUCACGUGGAGGAAAAUGGCCACAAUGUUGCGCUCACACCAAGCGAAACGACCAGGACAUACGCCAAGUUGAAGGGAAUCAGUUUCAACAGCUAUUUAUUCGAGAUCGUCUCAACGAACGAGGUCGGUGCUAACAGUAGCCGUGCGAGAAUAUACGUACCAAAUCAGCAAGAAAUACCGCAUGAACUAGCAUUCACAAAAAUUGCUUUCGAACAUGGAUUAUAUGAAUUAUCCUGGAAGCCGCCGUUCGCAGAUCGUAAUAUCGUGAAUUACACGAUCUUCUGGUGCGACAACGAGCGUGAUCGUCCUUAUCAGUGUACCGGUUACUUGGACUGGGUGCAUGUUCCUAAAAAUACUAUGAUCUACAAUAUAACUGUGCCGGAUCCGUCCAAGGUAUACCAAUUUGCAAUCUCCGUCAAUACUGAGAGAGGUAGCAGCGGUAUGAUAUGGUCGUCAUGCACGGUAAUUCAUAACAAAGUGCUCGGCAAGAUGAAAUCUGUAUGGAUUAAUCGCAUUGGAUCGCACUUUAUCGAAGUCGGUUGGAAGCUUGAUUGCUCGGAUCGCAUCGGGAUAAUCGAGGGAUUCAACAUCUACUAUUGUCCCAUAAUGUCACCGUUGAAUGUCAACUGCAACGGUUCCAUGCUUAAUAGCACCAUCAAGGCAGAUGCGCGUACGAUACAUGGCACUAUUGACAAUCUGAAGCCCUACACCACGUACAUGUUGAAUGUCGCGGUGCUGACGAAGAGCGGCGAGGGUUUGCGUAGUGAUCCUCUGUAUAAUACCACUCUCGAAGCGGCGCCCAGCACUCCACCGUUAAACGUGAGAGUCACUGACAAAUCCAAUACGACACUGCAUAUCUCAUGGAAAAAUCCGCAGGCGAUGAAUGGCGUGCUCAGAUACUAUGAGAUCGAGUACAACGGUCAAGUCAUGAAAGUGGAGGAAAUAACUCAUAUCAAACUGAUGGGUUUGAAACCGUAUACGAAGUAUUCUAUUAGAAUCUCCGCAUGUACCGUAAAGUGCAGUGAAAAGUCAGAGACAGUAAAUGAGUUCACGAGAAUUGGUGUACCCGGCAAAAUCAAUAUGCCUUUAGUGCGCUUCGUGAACUCCAGCCAAGUGAUCGUCCAGUGGGAGCCACCGCAAGAACCGGCCGGUCCAGUAGAGGCCAUGUAUUACGAAAUAGAGUACGGAAAUGGCAUAGUUCAAAACGUCUCUAGAACAGAAGUGCAAUUGCCCAUUCCCGAUUGCAAGAACGUCGAGCACCGAGAGCAGAAGCACAAGUUCCGGGUCAGAGCUGUCAACACCAAUCAUAACGGCCAGAUUUUGAAAGGAUUCUGGUCCGACUUUGGGGAGGGGAAUUGUUAUAAUAACGGAUUGUCGAACGUCGCAUUGGUUAUCAUAUGGAUGGUUGGCGUCUUUAGUAUCACAGCAUGCAUCGCGUGUCUCGUGUACAUGUUCAAGAGAAUGUGGAUAAAAUGUCGAGCUAUGCGAGAUGUCGAAGUGAAACUACCGCCCGGACUUGCUCCAGAUAUGAAGCUGCUUGAGAAGAACAAUGAACUACACAUACGGCAGCCGUCCGCCGAUUCGAGUGGCUGUUCGAGCGGUCAAGAAUCCGUUACCUCUUCGCUUACGGCGGAAUCUCAAGUUUGCAGUGACAGCGGCACCGAGGUCGAUGCGGUGCGUACACCAUCUGACAAAGUGAAGAGUCAGCCUGUCCGCGAAAUGACCCAUCUGCGACAGAGAAGCACUACACGAAUACCGGCUUCAUUAUUAUCAGAGGUCACGCCCUGGGAGUAUGUCAAAGUUGGCAAUUCCGGUGAGGCGACUUCCGAGGAGACUGUAUCAUUAGCGCGGUCCACGCCUAAUUUGACGAACAGCGCAAUGUUGAAGAGCUACUCGCCAUCGCAACACGCCUGGUCCAGCACAAAUUACAUCAGCAUGCCGUCCUCUUCUGAGGCGCUAUUGAGCAAUCCGAGCCUCAUUCCGCGAAAGAACACCGCUGGCGGCAACAGUGGCGACGGCGACAGCAGCAAGGACGGUGAUGACACCAAUGACGGUAGUCACGGCGACAACAACAGCAGCGACAGCAACAAUGACAGCGGCGACGAUAGCGGCGAUGCUUUAAUAUCGAUCAAAUUUGAAGAUGAUUUUGAGAAGGAGAAACAGAAGCUGACCAUCGAUGAACUAGACAAGAUACGGCCGAUCAUCGAUCUGAAGAAGAUAGAUAUACUGGUAUCUCACAUUAAUCCCGACAAGAUGACAAUGGCGACGCCGUACGUUCAAGCGGGUCUGAUAGACGAGAUACCCGAAUUGCCUUCCUGUAUACCCAAGCAUAUACAAGCCAGAAACAGCAAUCUGAUGUGCGGCACCUUUAAUAUUAAAGAUAAUCAGAAUUUAUGCAAGAAAGAAUACAUGUCAUUCCCGCCGGCUUUCCCCACCAAUACCACCUUGACUUCGGCGAGUCCGAAGUAUAUCUUAGCAUCGAUAAUGCCCGAGGGAAUGACGAUGCCGCCUAUGAAGGCAGAUCAAGAAUCUUUGCCGCAGAAAACGCUCUACGAUCCGCACAGUUCCACGACGAGCGAUACCUCGUACAAUCUUGCGAGUUCCGCGCACGAGACACAGCCGCAGGAGCAGCAAGAGAAAAUGGAGACGCUCGCGGACGUGACGGAGGGCAUCGACGAGAGCGGCAAUAAGGACAACGCGGUGGAUCUCGGUGCGUCCUGGUCGACAACGGAUGCAACGGUAGAGGGGAAACAAUUGAACUCUAGUUAUAUCACCCUCGCGGAUUUAUCACCUCCCUCGGCAGGACCGUCUUACGUGCGACUUGAGAAGAUGCCAUCGUCACUGCCGCAGACGACGAUGAGUCAAUCGGACGAGCAGUACGCAGAGGUGACGGUUGUGCCAAGUACAGUUCAGUGAGGUGAGGAGAGAGAUACGCUCUCGUCUCGUUUUUCUCCUGUUUUUCGCGACGGUGAUUAUUGCCACUUGCGUAGACGGACGAAGUAAGUGCUACACUGUAAGAUUGCGGUAUAUAAGAUGGCGGUGCACGUGAGAAACUGGUGAUGUUUGAAUGUAAGAUUGUGGCACUCACGCGAAUCGACUGAGCUGAGCAACGACCUUUUUCAACCUCAGAAUGAAGUCCAAGUUAUUGAAAUACGAAGAGAUUUAAAGAGACUUCCCUCCUGGAACGUUUCAUACUUGCUUCGAAAAUAAGACUGGGUCUAAGCUAAAAAGAAGGUCACUGGCUUGGGAAUUAAAUGAAUUAUUGGAAAUUCAUUUAUUGGUAAAAGAGCUCCUCGAGGAGUCUCACGUUUGAAGACGCUUCUUUAAAUGGCUAUCGCUAACAAAAAGUUUUAUGCACAAAACAU
Messenger RNA from Temnothorax curvispinosus, 6195 nucleotides. RefSeq lists its product as uncharacterized. Gene Ontology annotation, biological process: cytokine-mediated signaling pathway. Gene Ontology annotation, cellular component: external side of plasma membrane; signaling receptor complex. The record is from RefSeq and is a predicted model, not a curated record. Gene Ontology annotation, molecular function: cytokine receptor activity; cytokine binding. NCBI's taxonomy places the organism in Eukaryota, Metazoa, Arthropoda, Insecta, Hymenoptera, Formicidae. The transcript is spliced from 13 exons. The coding region runs from base 1157 to 5746 and encodes 1529 amino acids.